Messenger RNA from Tachysurus vachellii, 4935 nucleotides. RefSeq names its product endonuclease/exonuclease/phosphatase family domain containing 1 (gene eepd1). The record is from RefSeq and is a predicted model, not a curated record. Bases 164 to 1615 code for a protein of 483 amino acids. The transcript is spliced from 8 exons. Gene Ontology annotation, cellular component: plasma membrane. Lineage: Eukaryota; Metazoa; Chordata; Actinopteri; Siluriformes; Bagridae.
CCGAGAACACACAGUCGCGCGCGCGCACACACACACACACUGCAGCGGAGAUAGAAAGUGCUGGACACAGAGAGAGCGCGAGCGGUCACGCGUCUUCUCGCCAACGCGGCGUAUGCGUGCUGUAGCGUGGCUGUAGUGGGGCUCGCGGUGUCGGUCACGGGUCAUGGGGGGUAACCUGGGGUGCCACCGCUCGCUGCCGGCGGACCCCGGGGACGUGCGGCAGCGCGGGCGCAAGUUCAGCGCGACCUGCAGCUUUGCGCACGUCUCCGCGCACAACCCCGAGCGCUUGAACGUGAACGCGGCCAGCGAGGAGGAGCUCAUGACCCUGCCUGGGGUCACCCGUGCCGUCGCACGCGCCAUCGUGGAUCACCGCGCGCGCAUCGGGGGCUUCAGGAAAGUGGAGGACGUCGCCCUGGUGAGUGGCAUCGGCGCCGCCAAGCUGCAGCUCAUCAAGCCGGAAAUUUGCGUAUCGAGCCGUAGGCACAACAAUAACGACCCGCGUAAGGAGCGCGAGCAGGACCACCGCGUCUCCCUGGCGCACUCGUCCUCCCAUCCCAACUCCCCGACCGGCUGCAGCGAGCUGCGUCUUCCCCCCGGAGGACCAGCGUACAUGGCGUCCGAGCGGCCCGAAGUGCAACCUCCGCCGUGCGCGCGUCACGGAAAGCCGGUGGUGCGCGUGGCCACGUGGGACCUGCAGCGCUGCUCCAGCGAUAAAGCCAACAACCCCGGGGUCAAAGAGGUCGUGUGCAGGACCCUGCUGGAGCGCGACAUCAAGUUGUUAGCAGUUCAAGACCUGACUGAUCAGCAAGCGCUCUAUAAGUUUUGCUCAGAGCUCAAUCAGCCAACUCUCUCCAGUGUGUGUAACUGGAACGGCUCUCGUGGUGUGUGGAAAUGUGCUGCUUCUGGGAAACCCACUGGAGAGUCCUGUGAGGGUUCAGAAUAUUCUGGUUUCCUCUGGGACUCCUCGGCCGGCAUCCAGCUGAAAGAGGCCGUGGUUUUGGAAAGCGCUGCUGCUAACGGCAACGGGAGCGACGUCCAGCCAAAAGCGUACCUUGGACACUUUUAUAUCGGAUCGUCCGAGCUCACCGUGGUCAACGUGCACCUCAGACCUCCGGCGGCGGCGGCGAAGCAGCAGAAUGGGCGGAGCCACAAAUCUGACGAGAUGAAGACCCAUAAGCUGAGCCCUGGAGUGACAGAAGCUCUGAGAGGGGUGAAGAACGUGUUGGUUGUCGGGGGCUUUGGGCUUCCUCCAGACAACGCUCAGUUUGAGCCUCUGAAGAAGGAGAAGCUGAGCGCACUCGUGCCUUCCUCUAUCAACACCAACAUCAGCACCAAAGCACCGCAGGGAUCCAGAUGUCUGGACAACAUCUGGGCCAGCCGUAGCAUCAAGAAGCUGUACACAGGUCAUUGCUCAGUCCUGAGGGAAGGCCUAACCAACCCCUGGAUCCCUGAUAACUGGUCAUGGGGCGGCGUGGCGUCGGAGCAUUGCCCCAUUGUGGCUGAGUUUUUUUCGGAUUGCAUAAAGGAGAAAACGACGAAGGAGCCGCUGCUUAACGGAGGCAGCAGUGUUGCCGUGGUGGAGAGGGAUGACAUCACACCCAAACAUGAGCGGUGACUUUUGCCCUUUGCUCUGUAGAGACUGCCGUGGUGGUAUGACAUCACAGCAGAGAGACUGCAAUGGACUGAAACUGCGUCUUUUCCAGCUGUUGUACAGUAGAAAUCAUUUUAAAUUUAGAGAAGUAAUCAGAUAUUAAGGGAGAUGAGAGAUAUGUAUUUAUUCAAUUUUUCACAUUACACAUGUGCUAAAAACUUUUUAAUGACGUAUCUGGAAUAAAGCAAUACUGAGAAUUUAACUGAUCAAAGUAAUAUAACUUGUCUGUAUUAGAGAAUAGAGUUGUUUAUAUGAUAUGAUGCUCUUACUCUGAACCUGACAGCACAGAGGCCACGCCUCCUUCACUAAGACUGACAGCACAGGGGUCACGCCUCCUUCACUAAGACUGACAGCACAGAGGCCACGCCUCCUUCUCUCAGACUGACAGCAGAGGCCACGCCUCCUUCUCUCAGACUGACAGCAGAGGCCAUGCCUCCUUCUCUCAGACUGACAGCACAGAGGCAACGCCUCCUUCUCUCAGACUGAUAGCACAGAGGUCACGCCUCCUUGCACAGAGGUCACGCCUCCUUGCACAGAGGCCACGCCUCCUUCUCUCAGACUGACAGCACAGAGGCAACGCCUCCUUCUCUCAGACUGACAGCACAGAGGCCACGCCUCCUUCUCUCCGACUGACAGCAGAGAGGCCACGCCUCCUUCUUUCCGACUGACAGCACAGAGGCAAUGCCUCCUUCUCUCAGACUGACAGCACAGAGGUCACGCCUCCUUGCACAGAGGCCACACCUCCUUCUCUCAGACUGACAGCACAGAGGCCACGCCUCCUUCUCUCAGACUGACAGCACAGAGGUCACGUCUCCUUGCACAGAGGCCACGCCUCCUUCUCUCAGACUGACAGCACAGAGGCCACGCCUCCUUGCACAGAGGCCACGCCUCCUUCUCUCAGACUGACAGCACAGAGGCAACGCCUCCUUCUCUCAGACUGAUAGCACAGAGGUCACGCCUCCUUGCACAGAGGUCACGCCUCCUUGCACAGAGGCCACGCCUCCUUCUCUCAGACUGACAGCACAGAGGCCACGCCUCCUUCUCUCAGACUGACAGCAGAGGCCACGCCUCCUUCUCUCAGACUGACAGCACAGAGGUCACGCCUCCUUGCACAGAGGCCACGCCUCCUUCUCUCAGACUGACAGCACAGAGGUCACGCCUCCUUCUCUCAGACUGACAACACAGAGGCCACGCCUCCUCGCACACUUCCACUAAGCACUGCUAAACAUUUACAACAUCAGAAACAAAUUCAGCAUAAAUCACAAUAAGUCACUUAAGAUAAAGAAUUCUUUGUGUUUUCACAGUCACCAUUAACUAGUGCCUUCAUGAGUUUUUACCUUUAAAACAUGACACAUCAAAUCACAGGAUUUAGUUCAGGUCACUAAGCUGAUGAUGUGAAUAAUCCGAGCGUGUGAAGCGCCAGAGCUAAAUUUGUUAUAUAACAUUGUUUUAAAAAAAAAUACUAUUGUGAAAGCAGAACUGUACAUUAACAUAAUAUACACAAUCAUGGUGGUGAUAGUGUCGUCUAGAGCAGGGGCGUCAAACUCAAAUUCACAGUGGGCCAGAAUAUAAAACUGAGAUAAAGUCAAGGGCCAAACACGGGUCAACCUUUUUCAUAUGGAAACAAACUUUAGUUUUGCUUGAACACAGGAUUUGGAACAACCAGAGCUUGAUAUUACAAACAUAAGAAAUUCAAUUUGAAAUAAAAGACACGUCAGUGGUGUUCAUUUCUUAUUUAAAUAAAUAAAAUAAAUGACGCCUCUCACUGGAUCACUGGAUCGUUUUAAGUUCCUUUUUGAAGUGGAUCUUUUUCAAAACCGACAACAAAACACGUCCAGGUCCUUAUACUUCUCAUAAUGUUUCGUUUCAUAGUGUCUUCUUAUGUUAUAUUCUUUCGUUACAGACACGUUAGCGCCGCCCACAAGACAAACAGGUCUGUCCUUUAUACUCGUGAACAGAUCAUCUGCCUCCCACCUGUCUUGAAAGCUCCUAUUGUCCAUCUAUCGUUUGGCCAUUUUUGUAUAGGGUGGAGUAAACUUGCCCGAUGUGACUGUAACAUGGUUGUUAACGACUGUCAACAGAGAAUGAGGGGCGCUUGCUGUUCGUGACUACGCGUCACUACAGUGGCAAGGCAUUCUGGGAUUUGUAGUAUUAGCGCGCAAUUUGGCCCGGGGGCCUGAGUUUGACACCCCUGGUCUAGAGCUUGAUCUCUGGCCACUUACUGACUAAGCCCUUCUGUAUGGACUGGUCUCUUUUUCCACACUAUGGAUGGAUGGAUGGAUGGAUGGAUGAUAGUUUUUCAAAUAAUGAUGAUUUCAGAUUUUAAAAUUUAGGGAUUUUUUUAAUUAUAUACCUAUAAAUCCUGACCUUUGUCAUGAACACUGGACUCCUGGACUUGUUUUCAUGGUUGGUCUUUAUGGGCUUUAUGAUGCUAUUUGAUUCUCUAUGAGGUUUUAUGAUGUUGUUUGUUAGGUCUGAUCUCCUACAAACCCUGAGGCUUUUAUAUUGCAGUUAUAUUAACAUCAUGUGCCACUGUAAUUGUACACUGAUGGACUAAUUAUGCUACUUCUCCCUUAAAGGGUUUCACAUCAUUGGGUGAAUCCUAAUGCAAUAACAGCUUUUGAUAUUUAAUAAAUUACUUGUCACUAAUUUUGCAAAUCACAUAUAUUAUAUAUUGAUGUUUUGAUUUAUAGACUCCGACAUUACGCAGUAUUUUGUGUAGAUUCAUGACGUAUUGUCUCCGUUAAACUGAUCUGAGUUGCAGGCUGUAAAACUACAAACUAUGGGAAAAGUUGAAGCAGUGAAUUAUUGAAGUGCGUCUGAACUCAUGUUCUGUUGGGUGACACCAGCAGUGAAACUGUGAGCUCUGACAUGAACAGUAGCUUCUACAGAACUCGAACAGACCGUAUUCAUUUUUAAACACGAAUUUUAAAUGACAGUUUCACCUAAAUUUUGCUGAUGUGUUUGACGUAUGUGGGUUCUCUCACAUUAAUGACCUCAGGGAAAAGGCCUUGUUAGCAUUUUUCCUUUUUUUUUCUUUUUUUUCAUCUUUUCUUUCUUUUUUCUUCUUUUUUUUUAAAUUCACGUCAUUAAAAAUUGGUCUGGGGAAAAAUUCCUCUAAAAUCUCUCUCACAAUCUUAUACUAAAAGGCUUCAAAAUUGAACCCCAUGUGAAUCAGCUAGUUAGCUAGCUAGCUAGCUAGCCAGUGGACUAAUGUUAUAGCCAUAGGAGUGUACAGCCAUCUUAUGUAAAAUAAAAUCAAAUAAAAUGACAAAUGGUUCAAA